ACGCCUCUUCCGGUUCAGUCUGUAAACAGUGAUCUCAUCCCUAAUCUUGCGCCGUCUUCCUUUAGCAUUAUCUCCUAGCAUGAGCGGCACGCCGUCUCCACAGAAAUGACCGUGAACCCAAAUGUUUAUUUUUCCGUGUCCUUCCGAUCCGCCCGUUCUUUGACAUAAUGAUGAGUAGCUGGGGAUCUUUGAGUUAGCCUGGAGCAUGUUAGCAUGCUUAUUAUUAGCCUUGUAAAAGGGGGCAAACAAGCAGCUGCCUGGUGCAAGCUCUGUUAAAGCUGCUUUCAAGUGUUUUCACUGGGUUUCCUGCUUGAAGAAUAAUGGAAGGCGUGCUUUACAAAUGGACAAACUAUAUGACAGGAUGGCAGCCAAGAUGGUUUGUGCUGGAUAAUGGCAUUAUUUCAUACUAUGAUUCACAGGAUGACGUGUGCAAAGGUAGCAAAGGCAGUAUUAAGAUGUCAGUAUGUGAAAUUAAAGUUCACCCAACUGACAACACGCGUCUGGAGUUGAUCAUACCAGGAGAGCAGCAUUUUUACGUGAAGGCAGUGAAUGCAGCGGAGAGGCAGAAGUGGCUGGUGGCUCUGGGAAGCUCCAAAGCUGGACUCAUUGACACUAGAACCAAAAAAGAAAGGGAGUUAACAGAAACCACAGAAUCCCUGAAAACCAAGAUGUCCGAGCUGCGCCUGUACUGUGACUUACUAAUGCAGCAAGUGCACACUAUUCAGGAGUCAGUGGAACAGGAAGGAGAGUCGACGGUGGCCAGCACUGAGACGAGGAACGAGGCAUCCUCAUUAAUGAGUGCCACCUGUGAAACCUUCAUCAAAACACUGGAAGAAUGUAUGAAAAUCGCUAAUUCCAAGUUUAAGACUGAUAUGUUGCAAUCCAGUCCGACUGAUUCCAUAAUGUCCCCUGUGUCUCCCUCUCCCGUCCAAAUGUCUCGGAUGAAGCGCUCAAUCAGCCAUCCUGGCACCUACAAUUAUGAAAGGUCAAGCUUGCCAAAAGAGAGCAUGGUGUUGCAGAAGUCCUCCCAGAGGCGGACACGGACAUGUUCUGAUACAGAAACUCACAGCGACAGAGGGGCAGAGGAGACGGAGCGCUUGAUGUUCCACAGAGCCAACAUUAACGGUGACUCCACUCCAAGUAUCCCAGAAGAGGUUGGAACGAGCACAAAGUUCCUGUCGGAAACUGACACUCCGGAAUCUGACCUUUCCCUCUGAACCACGCGAGACGGCUUAUGAGACUCGUAACUCGUACUGCUAUGCAGUCGAAGAUUGCAGCGUUACAUAUAGUAGAUGGAUUUUACAAUGUAUUGUUGUAUUUCCUGAUGAAGAAGAAUUCGGUGGCACUUUAUAAAAACAGAUUAUGAAGACAACAGUAGUCUGAUUCGAAUGUUUUACCCUUCCAGGUAUUUUAAGAUAUUCGUUUGCCUUGAUACUAAAAUGUUUUUCUUUUUUUUUUUGUCAUAAAUAAUUAUUGCCGUA
Molecule: messenger RNA, 1481 nt
Organism: Carassius carassius (crucian carp)
Lineage: Eukaryota; Metazoa; Chordata; Actinopteri; Cypriniformes; Cyprinidae
Gene: plekha3
Product: pleckstrin homology domain containing, family A (phosphoinositide binding specific) member 3
Exons: 8
Coding region: 321-1217 (298 amino acids)
Biological process (GO): endosome organization; retrograde transport, endosome to Golgi; receptor recycling
Cellular component (GO): early endosome; trans-Golgi network; recycling endosome
Source: RefSeq, a predicted model, not a curated record